Messenger RNA from Pseudophryne corroboree (corroboree frog), 1432 nucleotides. It is a transcript of the gene PORCN, whose product is annotated as porcupine O-acyltransferase. The transcript has 14 exons. Gene Ontology annotation, cellular component: membrane; endoplasmic reticulum. NCBI's taxonomy places the organism in Eukaryota, Metazoa, Chordata, Amphibia, Anura, Myobatrachidae. Bases 314 to 1432 code for a protein of 372 amino acids. Gene Ontology annotation, biological process: lipid modification; protein palmitoylation; Wnt protein secretion. The record is from RefSeq and is a predicted model, not a curated record. Gene Ontology annotation, molecular function: Wnt-protein binding; palmitoleoyltransferase activity.
GCUGCUGAUUGGCUAACCUCGGGGAAAGGGGCCGGCACACACCGUGAUUCUACAGUACGGCUCACGCCCUUCUUUGGAACACGGUUUUGUUACCUAGUGGUUGCGAUACCAGCGAUAGACACUGGAGGGCGGGCUGUCUCUCUCAGAAAAAAAGUCCCAGCACCAGUGAUACAUUGUAACAGGCAGCAGCAGAGCAUCACCCCCUAUGUGCCAGGGAAAAUGGGGGAAGGAGGAAUGGCAUAGAGCAGAUAAGAAAGGGGAGCUGCUGCUGGGUUGGAACCAGUGAGCCCUCAGACUUCCUGGACCAGAAAAGAUGGCCGCCUUCAGCCGCAGGGAAUUCUAUGAGCAGCUUCUCCAUGGAUGUGUCUUACCCACCGUCGUGCAAGGGCUGGAUCAGAUCUGGGUGCUGUUGCUGAUGUGUCUGGGCUGCCGGAUGCUGUGGAGGCUAGGGCUGCCGUCCCACCUGAAGCACCUGUUCACCAUUGCCGGCGGCUUCUUCUGUCUUUACCACUUCUUCCAGCUGCAGAUGAUCUGGGUGGUUCUUCUGAGCCUGCUGUGCUACCUGGUGCUCUUCCUGUGCCGACACUCCCAGCACCGGGGGGUCCUGCUGUCCACCACCAUCCUCAUCUAUCUCCUGAUGGGGGAGAUGCACAUGGUGGAUACCGUCAGCUGGCACAAGAUGAGAGGUGCGCAGAUGAUUGUGGCAAUGAAGGCGGUGUCUCUGGGCUUUGACGUGGACCGUGGGGUGGUACGCUCCAUCCCUUCUCCAGUGGAAUUCAUGGGCUAUGUGUAUUUUGUGGGCACCGUCAUCUUUGGACCCUGGAUCAGUUUUACCAGUUACCAACAAGCGGUGAAUGGGCGGAAACUGAGUUUCAGCUGGUUCCGGCGAGUGUGCUGUCGCCUGGUGCUCUGCCUGCUGUGUCUGCUGGUGUCCACGUGCAUCUCACCAUACCUCUUCCCCUACUUCAUUCCUCUCUAUGGAGACCGGCUGCUGAGAAAUAAGAAACGCAAAGCCAGGGGGUUUGCGGUAAGGUGGCUGCGGGCCUACGAGAACGCUUCCUCCUUCCACUUCAGUAAUUAUUUUGUGGGGUUUUUGUCGGAAGUGACGACUGUCCUCUCUGGAGCUGGGUUCACAGAGGAGAAGGAUCAUGUGCACUGGGACCUCGCCGUUUCUCGUCCACUGAAUGUUGAGAUCCCUCGCUCAAUGGUUGAUGUUGUGACCAGUUGGAACUUGCCCAUGUCCCGAUGGUUACACACAUAUGUGUUCAAGAACGCGCUGAAGCUCGGAACCUUUCACGCUAUAAUUGUCACAUAUGCGGCAAGCGCCCUACUUCAUGGUCUCAGUUUCCAUCUGGCAGCUGUGCUGUUAUCCCUGGGGUUCAUAACAUACGUGGAACAUGGUGGAGCAGUCAGGGGAAUCAGCAUUACCUAA